GCACCUUCCAAACAGUCCGUGCCUCAUGCAGCCCCGGCGCCUCCAGCAGUACCUCCGGCUCCGGAGCCUCCAGCACCUUCGGAGCGCUCCUCACUCACCAAAACUUACACAGCACACCAGCGCCCCCUUGAACAGUACUUGGCGAUGACUAAGAAGAUGAAGAAUGCGGCCAAAAAGCGUGCUGAGGGCCGGGCCAAAGUCCCGCAUAGAUACAGGGACAGCAUCAAGCGCUUUUUCUUCUCGCCAACUGGAAUGUUGAAGAUUCUUAGGCUGGGUAUUAUCAUAGGAGCAUUAGCCUGUUUCAUCCAUGUCCAAGCCCAUGAGUCGUUCAUAGCAAUCACAGUUCUGGAAACCUGCAUCGUCAUUUUUUUUAUUCUAACAUAUAUGAUAGCCCUGCACCACUUGCUGACUUGUUUACAUUGGCCCUUACUUGAUCUUAUCAACAGUAUCAUUACAGCUGUGUUCCUUUUCAUAGUUGCCAUCUUGGCGAUGCAAGAAAAGAACAGAAGGAAGUUGUUUUAUACUGGAGGGUGCCUGUGUCUCGCAGCGGCAAUCGUGUGUCUCUUCGAUGCGUUUGUGGUCACCAAGAGGAUGAGGACAGCUGUGAAAUCAUUCCUGCAAAUCAAAGUGGACCGGAAGGGGAGCUUGGCGCGGAACUGGCACCCGCAUGGUGGGCGCGGAGGGGGGACCCGACGGGAGCCUCCGCGUGGACGGUGGUGGGCCUGGCGGAUUAUGGGUUAA
Molecule: messenger RNA, 741 nt
Organism: Trichechus manatus latirostris (Florida manatee)
Lineage: Eukaryota; Metazoa; Chordata; Mammalia; Sirenia; Trichechidae
Gene: CMTM1
Product: CKLF like MARVEL transmembrane domain containing 1
Exons: 5
Coding region: 145-741 (198 amino acids)
Cellular component (GO): membrane
Source: RefSeq, a predicted model, not a curated record